ACUCAACGCCGCAGUCGCCGUCGGCAGGUGUGUUAUCCAGGUUCUUCGUCAUACGUCUCCUAGGUGUGUACAAAACUUAUCCGAAAAUGGGCGAAAUGGCUACUGAUGCAGCGGGCGCACCUGCUCCUCGCCUGUGCCACGUUGUGAAGUGGGAGGAUUUCGAUGGAUACGGCUUCAACCUGCACGCGGAUAAGUCCAAACCGGGCCAGUACAUCGGAAAAGUGGAUCCAGGAUCACCAUCGGAGGCUGCCGGUCUAAAGGGGGGCGACAGAAUCGUUGAGGUUAAUGGUAUCAACAUUGCUAACGAGAACCACAAACAGGUGGUGGAACGCAUCAAGCAGUUUCCGAAUGAAACUCGUCUGUUUGUGCUGGACGACGCGGCGGAUGACUACUGCAAGUCAAUGAAAGUCGUCGCUAAGAGCACCGACGCGAAUGUAAUCCACUUAAAAACUCCCAGAUCAAAGCAUGGUGACCAGGAUGACAACGAGGACAUGCCUACCGUGAGGCUCUGUCACCUGCGCAAGUGGCACGACUACGACGGCUAUGGCUUCAACCUGCAAUACGACCAGAGCAAGCAGCAGGAGUUUAUCGGUAGCGUGGAUGCGGACAGUCCCGCAGAGACAGCAGGCAUCAUGGAAGGAGACCGUAUCAUUGCUGUCAAUGGGGAUAACAUUGAGGGCGAGUCACACAUGCAGGUGGUCCAGAAGAUCAAGUUCAACCCUUCUGAGACACGACUGUUGGUUGUGGAUACUACAGCUUUCAAUUUCUAUCAAUCGCGCUCUCUCAAGAUAUCUACUAGCCUGAGAGACGUAAAGUACAUGGAGACUCCUGUUCCACGCCCGGAUUCUAGAGCGGCCAAUGGUCACACUGCCGGACAGGACAUUGAGCAGGCCACGGAACGUCAGAUCACCAUUCCAGAUCCACUAUCUGAACCUCUAGCUGCUGAUGAACGACACUCUGAUGAUUUACCUACUAGUACUAGUGAGGUGGAAGCUGCCGUCGUCGAUCACAUUGCUGCCGUGUCGGUGGAUGACGAUGCGCCCUCUCCCAGGCUCUGCCACCUCGUCAAGUGGACGGACUUUGACGGGUACGGCUUCAACCUGCAGUACGACAAGCACACGAGCACAGAGUACAUCGGCGACGUCGACCAGGGCAGCCCCGCUGACCUCACGGCGAUGAAGAAAGGCGACCGCCUCAUCGAGGUCAACGACGAGAACAUGGAGCGUCGCGAGCACGCGGACAUCAUACGGCACAUCAAGUCCAACGCCAACGAGACCCGCCUCCUGGUGGCCGAUCGCGAAACCUACGACUACUACAACGACAAGGGCAUCACCAUAACGGGCUCGAUGAAGAGCGUCGCGCAUCACAAGACACCGGCACGGCAGCCGAGAGCCAACGGUCCCGAUGUUGCAGACGAGUCAGAUGACACACCUCACAUUAGACACUGCACGAUUCGUAAAUGGCCGGACUUUGAUGGUUAUGGAUUCCACUUGUCACACCAUGGUACAAACGAAUUUGUUGGAGGUGUGGAUGAAGGAAGUCCAGCAGAGGCUGGUGGUCUUAGGAAAGAUGACCGGGUAGUUGAGGUCAAUGAUACGGCUGUGGAGGGCAAGACCCAUAACAAGAUUAUAGAAUUGGUCAAGCAGAGACCUCUGCAAGCUUCCUUCCUCGUUGUUGACCAAGAAGCUGACAAGGUGUUCACCAAUAGAGGAAUCAAGAUUGUGGCCACGCUUAAGAAUGUUGAGAGGCUGGAAACCCCUGAGCGUCAGGCUCAGGUAGCUGAGGAGGAUAAAGACAUGCCUGAGGUGAGACUGUGCACCAUCCACCAGUGGCCAGAUUUUCAGGGCUUUGGCUUCAAUGUGAGGUUUGAGAAAACAUCUCCGCUGAAGUUUAUUUCGCAUGUAGACCUAUCAAGUCCGGCCGGAGCUAGUGGUGUUAGAAUCGGUGACCACCUUAUUGCAAUUAAUGGCCAGAACGUGGAGGCCAAAGAUAAGCGGGCCGUUGUGCACAUCACGAAUUCAAACCCAACGCAAGCAGAGCUGCUGGUUGUUGGUGACAGUGCUUAUAAAUACUACAAGUCACGUAACAUCCGAAUAUCGUCUCAAUUAAACAAUGUCACAAAAUUGGAGACUCCAGUACCAAGGCCCGGAACCGAACUGAAGGACGAUAUCCCACCUGUGAGGUUAUGCAUCAUUCGAAAGUGGCCAGACUACGAUGGCUAUGGAUUUGCUCUUCAUUAUGACGUGCCGAAGCAGCACACAUUUAUUGGUGGUGUUGAUGAAGGCAGUCCAGCAGAGGCUGGUGGUCUUAGGGAAGGUGACCGGGUCACUGAGAUCAAUGACGAGGUCGUGGAGGGCAAGACCCAUACUGAGGUUAUAGCAUUUGUCAAGCAGAGACCUCUGCAAGCUUCCUUCCUCGUUGUUGACCCAGAAGCUGACCAGUUGUUCACGACUCGAGGAAUCAAGAUCGUGGCCACACUGAAGAAUGUUGAGAAGCUGGAAACUCCCAUUAGGGAAGCGAAAGCGGCUGAAGUUGCAGCAGAACCUGAGUCUGAGGACCUACCUCACAUUAGGCACUGCACCAUACGCAAGUGGCCGGACUUUGACGGAUAUGGAUUCCACUUGGCACGUCAUCGGUCUACAGAUGAGGAGUGCAUUGACAAUGUUGAUGAGGACAGUCCAGCAGAGGCUGGUGGGCUGAGGGAAGGUGACCGGGUUAUUGAGGUCAAUGAUAUGGCUGUGGAGGGCAAGACCCAUGCUGAGGUUAUAGAGCUGGUCAAGCAGAGACCUCUGCAAGCUUCCUUCCUCGUUGUUGACCAAGAGGCGGACAAGGUGUUCACUGAUAGAGGAAUCAAGAUUGUGGCAACACUGGAAAAUGUUGAGAGGCUGGAAACGCCUGAGCGUCAGGCUCCAGUUGCUGUUGUACCUGCAGUUGCUGAGCCAGAGUCUGAGGACUUGCCGCACAUUAGGCACUGCACCAUCCGCAAGUGGCCUGACUUUGACGGCUAUGGGUUCAACCUGGUCUGCGAUGUUGCAAAGGCGGAGGAGUUUAUUGGGAAUGUUGAUAAAGACAGUCCAGCAGAGGCUGGUGGUCUUAUGAGAGGUGACCGGGUCAUUGAGGUCAAUGAUGUGGCUGUGGAGGGCAAGACCCAUGCUGAGGCUAUAGAGCUGGUCAAGCAGAGACCUCUGCAAACUUCCUUCCUCGUUGUUGACCAAGAGGCUGACAAGGUGUUCACUGAUAGAGGAAUCAAGAUUGUCGCAACACUGGAAAAUGUUGAGAGACUGGAGACUCCUAUUCGGGAAGCUAAAGUGUCUGAAAUUUUGGCAGAACCUGAGUCUGAGGACCUACCUCACAUUAGGCACUGCACCAUACGCAAGUGGCCGGACUUUGACGGAUAUGGAUUCCACUUAGAUCAUCAUUUGUCCAAAGACGGAGAGUGCAUUGGCAUUGUUGAUGCGGGCAGUCCAGCAGAGGCUGGUGGUCUGAGGGAAGGUGACCGGAUCAUUGAGGUCAAUGAUGUGGCUUUGGAGGGCAAGACCCAUGCUGAGGCUAUAGAGCUGGUCAAACAGAGACCUCUACAAGUUUCCUUUCUCGUUGUUGACCAAGAAGCUGACCAGGUGUUCACCGAUAAAGGAAUCAAGAUUGUGGCCACACUGAAAAAUGUUGAGAGGCUGGAAACGCCUGAGCGUCAGGCUACAGUAUUCAAGGUCGAGCAGCAGGAAGCCGAGGCGGAGGAUGACCUUCCCCCGGUGCGGCUGUGCACGAUCCGCAAGUGGAGCGACUACGACGGCUACGGCUUCAACCUGCAGUACGACAAGGGGACGAGGCAGGAGUUCAUCGGCAGCGUCGAGGACGGCGGCCCCGCCGAGACGGGCGGCCUGCGCGGCGGCGACCGCGUCGUCGAGGUCAACGGCGAGAACGUCGAGGGCAAAGGUCACGCCGAUGUCGUCGCGCUCGUCAAGCAGCAUGCGACGCACGCGGCGUUCCUCGUCGUCGACGUCGAAGCCGACCGGCUGUUUGGUGCGCGCGGCAUGAGGGUGCUCGCGACGCUAGGCAGUGUGACGAAGAUGGAGACGCCCCUACCACGGCCCGGCAACGUCAUACUACCGAGGAACGAGGACAAUGGCAUCCCAGACAGUGUGCCCCGCCCACGACUGGCCCAUGUCUGCAAGUGGCCGGACUUCCAGGGUUAUGGCUUCAACUUGCUGGCUGACAAGAAUGGACUUGGAGAGUUUUUGGGCGAUAUCGACAAAGACGGACCAGCGGACCUGGCCGGACUUAGGAAGGGAGACAGGAUCGUUGAGGUCAAUGGCAGCAAUAUUGAGAACGACAGCCAUCCGCAGGUCGUCAACAAGAUAAAGGCCAUGCCGGACAACACAAAGAUGUUGGUGGUCGACAGCGAAACUGACGAGUACUACAAGUCGCGAAACAUAGCGGUCAGCGGUAGCAUGGACAACAUUGACUAUAAGAAGACCCCGGCUAGCCGACCGGCCUCUAGCAUGAGGAUUAAUGGAGAUUCAGAGACUAGAGCACCUGCUCCCGUCUCUUCCCCCGCCGCACCACCAUCGCAGGCAGAUGGUGACGUGACGUUCAACAUGACUGCGAGCGAGCUGAGGGCGAGGCUGCAGUCCAAGAAGAAGAAGGAUCCCCGAAUGAGCGCACAGCUCGACGCAAAGACGAAGAGCGACAUGUUGAACAAGCUAUAAAAGCCCAGGCGGCAACUACACACAGAGGUCUUCUCUCUCAUGAUGUCUAACAUAAUCAUCAGGUGCAGGAAAGUACUGCACCACCGUCCAGAACAUCCUGUAAUCAUGAAGUUAUUCAGAUCGUGAGAUGGUGGUAUUCCUUAUGUCGGUGGACGCGUUCCUGGAUGUUGCAUAGGUGCCUUAAAUCACCGAAAUUCUAAGAAAAAUUUUCACAGUUAUGGCGACUAGGUCGAAAGAUAGAUUUGCAUUCUCUAGCUGGAAAAACAAAAUGUGAAAAAAAUAAUAUACUAGAAUUGUCAUAUGAACGGUGUAAAAUGAAACGCCCAAGUUAAGACAGCAUUUCCGCGCACUUGUAUUUAGAACUGUGCACGCAAUUUACGAAUAAUAGUAUCCUCCAAUUCUAGUGAGAAACAAGGUGGUCAGGCAGAUUAGAUACACCCUGCGUGCUUACACGCUCGGUGUGUAAUUCCCAACGCAAAGAAUUUCACUUGGAAAAUAUUGAUUACUCAUCUAUAACACUUGCAUACGAAAACGGGUGGCAACUUCAUUUCGCACUGAGGGAAAUUGCCUAUUUCCCUUUCGCCAUGUAAAAUACAAUUUCUCUCAUUUAGAUACACUCGUGAUCAUUGAUGGUAAAUUUGCGAUGCAAAUAUUUCGCUGGACAGUCUCGGUUAAAGUGAAAAUAGCAGAGUAAAGUCUUGCUACUGCGGUGGCUAGGCAGAUAGACGCUUACGUAGUGUAGGUAGACGGUGCUGUAAAGUUUAUUUGCUGUUGUUAUAAUCACCGAUAAAUAUUACCACUAUUAUAAUAUUCAAGAGAAUUGCAUGCAAAUGAAUUUAUAGCGUUUCGGUUGUGAAGAUGCAAGUAUUGGACCAUAUAAAUAGUGGCAGCAAUAACGUUUCCAGCAGGACUUUCUAUGUAUUGCAGUAUUAUUAGUUCUGGGUUUGCUAAAGGCUUGAGACAAACUCUACCACGUUGCUUAUUGUUGUACGCUGCUACUAGCAACAAUGUCACUAUUUUGUAAACAAACAGUGCCAACACUGUUUUGUGGGCAAUGGGCGCUGUUCCGUAACACUAUUCACAGAACUGAUGACGUUGUAAUGUAGCGAAUAUAGUAAGUACUUAUAUUGCUGCUGGAUAUGUUGUUGAUGCCACUUGAUGUCGUUACCUAUCGUGUAAUAGUAAAAACCAAUGAGCGGUGUGGUGUUAUUACCUGCAGUGGCAACUUUCUGUCUGUGAUGUAGUUAUGUGUUUCGUCUUAUCAAAAGCUAUCACAUAUUAUGCGCCACCUACAACCUUCAAAACUUCGUUCCUUUACAACUGGCGGAUUCUAACCUGUGUUGUCGUUCAAGCACGUGCACAGGCCAAAACUAUACUGCGUGCCAAAUGUAGAAGUAUUGGGAUAUUUGUGGUAGGAUUUGACAGACUAACGUGUUGACCAUUUUUCUGGUGGUAGCCUUAGGUCCCCUUAUGUAGCCUGUGGAAGCAUUGGCAAUUAGAAAGUGGGGUUAGCAUGGAUAUCUACUCACCCCGGAGCGAGCUCCUUGGUUUGCGCGCCCCCUACCAACCUGCGUAGCGGGCCAGCAGUGUGUGUGUGUGUGUGUGUGUGUGUGUGUGUGUGUGUGUGUGUGUGUGUGUGUGUGUGUGUGUGUGUGUGUGUGUGUGUGUGUGUGUGUGUGUGCGUGCGUGCGUGCGUGCGUGCGUGCGUGCGUGUGUGCAGGUUGGUAUCGUGCGCGGGUGGUGGGAGAUCCUCUAUAAUUGACCUGUAUCGUCGUUACUCUGGCUGAAUUAUGCCGUUAUAUUACGCGUUAGUAGUACUACGCGCAGUGUAGCCAAGCAGGCUGAAUCGAACAACUCGCGCCCAGUGUAGGGAGGCACGUGUAUAGUUUAGAAGAUUCAGGUGUAUGGUUGAACUGGCAGGUAGCGCGUCCGUGAAAACUGACGUUUUUGAGGUUUUCGGCGGUCGUUUAGCGGUUACUACCGUCGGAUACCAUAUGACAGUAGUCUAACAGCAAAAACAUUGAAAUUCGCGUGUCUGCAGACAUGGCUGUCUCGCUACGGCUCAUGUACAGUAGUUUUCCACUUGAUCGAACCUUUGGACGUGCAGUGUACUUAUUUGACCCUGUAGGCGAGGACGCCCGCAGAUUACAGCGUCUGCGAGUGCGACAGAAGUAGCCAGUGUAAACACUCACAACACGUGUAUUGUCUUUGGAGCGUCGUGGCAUGAGCAUGGAUAACAGGAAGGUUUAUGUGUGGAUAACUAAGACGAGUCGUAUAUUUUUAAAGGACAUGUAGAAACAAAUUGGUGCAAACUAUUUUUGUGAUGUACCCACCAUAGUUCAUGCGGUUACAUUUUGGAUCGGAGUGGCAUAUUAAUUACCCGUUAAACAUAAUUGUAUACCCAUUUUGUAUUCGUAGUUUUAUUUACCGCCCCAUACACCGUUCCUUUCAAUCCCUUCCAUGUUUGUAUAUUUUAGUACCGAUAGGUUUAAGUCAAUCUGUCAUCAGUUUAACUCUGCUGGGCUGCCAGAUUUACGAAGAAAGGCGUUUGCGCUUGUGGGGUGUUGUAAAGUAGUCAAUUUCAGUAUUUGUUCGGGAAUUUGCUGUUAUUUAGCAUCCUUUAGUAUAGACCUCUAUAUGCUACUCAUGAAAGAAAUUUAUUCCUUAAUUAACAUUCCUAGCUUGUGGUAAAGUUAUCAUUCCUAUCGUUGCUCUUAUCGGAAUACCAUUUCCGAGGGCCUUAUUAACAGGUAAUAUAUUUCCAUUGAAAUUUGAUGAUUCCAUUACAGUAACGUUCACAUUGUUAGUGGUGGACCAAGUGGAGGUUAUGUCGCAGUAGGUGCAGAUUAGCGUGAAAUUAUUACGUUUAGGUGUCGUGACAAAGGGAAAGAUUUGUAUCCCGUCGCUCUGUCUCAGAAAUGAGCAGGCGGUGAAUUUACGGAACGUACUCGUGAGGAUAGUAUUCGCGAGUGCUACGAAUGUACGGCAUUCCUUCGCGAGUACGCGGGAAAACGACACGUGAUCACGAGAAAGCCGCGUAGCAGCAGUGAAGGCUUGAUUUACUCGCUUGCUCGGUGUAGUAGUAUUUCAGGGGAUUGUCACAAAUUGAAUGACCGCAACGCAAGCAUAUAGUUUUCUGAUUAAUUGUCUAUGAUUUACCGAUUCCUUUAUGAAUAAUAUUGAAUUAAAGCUAAACACGUGUAUUUGUCGUGACAGGAUGGUUCGCGCAGUAAAAUGCACUGUGUAUCACUUGGCUACACAUACGUUAAUAAAUAUAUAAAUCUAUAUCUCAGGUUAAUAAUCUUGCAAUAUUAGUGUAGUUGUCAUGACUAAUGUCACUAUAUUUGAUUUAGAUGCAGACAUUUGGCGUGCUUGUUGGGCGUGCAGCACUAGCGUUUUAUAGUGUCCCCACGUAGACAUCGGCUGAUCGUACCGUCAUCGGGUAGUUUCAUUCUGGAUAUUUAGUAGUGUUGCAAGCGUGAUUAGCUCGUGAUUUCUCGCGUGAUUGCAUCGGUAUUUUUGACUAUAUUGCUUUAUAGCUGUCGCCGCUUAGCACGUGGUUAUAUAUGCGAGUUCGUUGAACUGCACUGUGUCAAGCAACGAUUUCUAAAAUGGAAUUUAUAAUAACAGAUAUAAAUAUAUAUAUAAUUAAAUUUAAUCAGAAGAU
Molecule: messenger RNA, 8373 nt
Organism: Priapulus caudatus
Lineage: Eukaryota; Metazoa; Priapulida; Priapulimorpha; Priapulimorphida; Priapulidae
Exons: 16
Coding region: 87-4706 (1539 amino acids)
Biological process (GO): protein localization to plasma membrane
Cellular component (GO): apical plasma membrane
Molecular function (GO): protein-membrane adaptor activity; protein binding
Source: RefSeq, a predicted model, not a curated record